CUUCAUACACAUGCGGUUUUUUGGAGAAUGAGGACCAUCACUCUCAUGCUGGCGCGGUUGCUUCCCCCCCAUACAACACCCAGGUCCAUUUCCACCACACGGGCAGCAUGACCAUCGAUCGCUACUACGGCCACGGGGCGUCGCGGUGGUGAUUGGACGGAACAUCUGGAAACGGCACCAUGGGAAUUUGUUGAUCGAUGAACGGAGAAACGACAACGAACAGAAGAUGAAAUCUUGAAAUCCGGAUCGAAGACACAAUGACAUUUGGAUGCUGAAUAGAAAAAAUUAUUAUUGGAAAGGAACUCAUCCUGCUGACGAAAGAAUCUUGAAACCUAGAUUCUCUUCAACCUCUCUUUGUAUUUGAACGAUCGAAAAAAUAUCUCACUUCGAACAGAUUUCAUUAGAAUAUGUAAUUCGGUAUUUUAUCACUCUGUUGGUUUUUUUGAAGAAAGAAAGAAUCGGAUCAGGAAAUUGUUUUUAUUGCGAAAGCAGUUGUCGUUGCAAAUCUAGGAGUCUCUUGUUGUUUAUCACUAUUUAGAAAAAAUCGAAGGUUAUACUUUUAUAGGAAUAGUCUGGUGAAAUUGAUGGCAAUGAGAUCGGAGAUGAAGAGAUGGCGAUCAAGUUGGACACUUUUAGGGCCUUGAACAUUUGAUGCCGUGCCCGGGCACGGAAAGAAAGAAAGAAAGAAAGAAAGAAAGAAAGAAAGAAAGAAAGAAAGAAAGAGGAUCAGGCGAGAUCACGACCUAUGAAUCUAUCAGUUCUUUUCGAAAGAGUAACAGUAAGAGCAGGUGUUGCAUGUUGAGUGAGGACAGGUCAUUUUUCCCCGAAAACGACCUUAGCAGCAACUGCAACAAAACAAUGUUGCGAUGCGCUACUAGUUAAUUUCUACUUUAAUUACGUGCACACGACAGAAAUCAUGAAAGCGGAAAUGUCUUCUUCGAGCUCCGCAAGCGGUCAGGUCGUG
Messenger RNA from Amoebophrya sp. A120, 964 nucleotides. Lineage: Eukaryota; Dinophyceae; Syndiniales; Amoebophryaceae. The record is from the annotation of a GenBank genome assembly.